Molecule: messenger RNA, 5256 nt
Organism: Chanos chanos (milkfish)
Lineage: Eukaryota; Metazoa; Chordata; Actinopteri; Gonorynchiformes; Chanidae
Gene: dennd4a
Product: DENN/MADD domain containing 4A
Exons: 30
Biological process (GO): regulation of Rab protein signal transduction
Cellular component (GO): cytoplasmic vesicle
Molecular function (GO): protein binding
Source: RefSeq, a predicted model, not a curated record
AUGGAGGACAAAAGCCCACGCGUAGCAGACUACUUUGUGGUAGCAGGCCUAACGGACUCGUCUAAACCUCUGGAGGAGGAGAGUCACGUUGACGAUGGUUGUCACAGGGCUGCGGCGCAGCCUAAGGCUCCCAUCACCGAUGUGGCUGUCAUCAUUCGCUCUCAAGGGGAGGAGGUGCCACGGGGCUAUACCUGCCUGGACUGUACCCCGUCAGGUCUGCCUGCAGAGCUGACUGGAGGAAGUCUUAUGGGACCACAGAUCUUCCUCUGCUACAGGAGAGGCAGAGACAAACCGCCCCUAACAGACCUGGGCGUUCUCUAUGAGUGGCGAGAGAAGCUGAAGCCAGGGUGUCAGAUCAUUCAGACCACACCCUCCGGUCGCCCUGCCAACAUCAGCAGUUCCUCCUCCCAGAGGAUCUACAUCACAUACCGGCGGGCGGCAGAGAGCCACUCCCACGCCCAGCUGGCUGUCACAGACAUCUGUGUCAUCAUCCCUGGCAAAGGAGAGACGCCUCCCCACACUUUCUGCAAAGUGGACAAGAACCUCAACAGCAGCAUGUGGGGUUCUUCUGUGUACCUGUGUUACAAGAAAUCUUUGGCUAAAACCAACACAAUUGCAUUCAAAGCAGGUCUACUGUGCAGGUACCCAGAGGAAGACUAUGAGUCUUUUCCUCUCCCUGAGUCUGUGCCCUUAUUCUGUCUGCCAAUGGGAGCAUCCAUAGAGUGUUGGCCCUCUCACACCAAAUACUCUCUGCCCAUUUUCUCAACAUUCGUUCUCACUGGCGCCUCUGGAGAGAAGGUGUAUGGAGCAGCCAUUCAGUUCUAUGAGGCAUAUCCUUCGGAGAGUUUGACUGAAAGGCAGCGAAUCCAGUUGGGUUUACCAUGCAGCACCCUCGGGCAAGACAACUCCAUGACGGUACACACCAACAAGAGCAUCUGCCUCCUCUCCCACUGGCCCUUCUUUGAUGCUUUCCGGAGCUUUCUCACUUUCCUCUACCGUUACUCAAUCUCGGGCCCGCACACGUUGCCCAUUGAGAAGCAUAUCUCGCACUUCAUGCACAAGGUUCCAUUCCCCUCAUCUCAGAGACCACGCAUUCUGGUCCAACUGUCUCCACAUGAUAGCCUGAUGCUGAGCCAACCAGUGUCCUCUCCUCUGCCUCUGAGUGGUGGACGUCUCUCUACACUCUUGCUGAACCUCGGCCCUAAGAAUGCAGUCACCCUACUGGUUUUGGCGGUCACUGAGCAUAAGAUUCUGGUACAUUCCCUUCAGCCGGCUGUGCUGACCAGCGUGACUGAAGCUCUGGUGUCGAUGAUUUUCCCCUUCCACUGGCCGUGCCCGUACAUUCCUCUGUGCCCGCUCGCUUUGGCGGACGUGCUCAGUGCCCCGUGCCCGUUCAUUGUGGGGGUCGACUCCCGUUACUUUGACCUCUAUGAGCCCCCUGCUGAUAUUAGCUGUGUGGACCUGGACACCAACACCAUUUCCCAUAAAGAGGAACGGAGGGCUCUGACCUGGAAGAUCCUGCCAAGAAAAGCCUGUAAACAUCUGAUAAACACCCUUAGUAACCUCCACAAGCAGCUGGCUGAGUGUCAUCAGAUGACCCCUGAGGAUGGGCAAAUGGAGUCCACCCUGUGUGAGAGAGACCUGGGUAAUGGUGAAAAGAGUCUGCAGACCUUAGAGUUGGAGAUCCAGGAGGCUUUCCUCCGUUUUAUGGCAGCCAUCCUGAAGGGGUACCGCUCCUACCUGCUGCCCAUCACUCAAGCCCCGUCUGAGAAAGCCACAGAUGCCAGUUCCCUUUUUGACCUGCAAGGGUUCUUGAAGAGCCGUGAUCGUUCCCAUCAGAAGUUCUACUCCCUCAUGACCAAGACUCAGAUGUUUAUUCGUUUCAUAGAGGAGUGUUCUUUUGUCAGUGAUAAGGAUGCAAGUCUGGCCUUCUUUGAUGACUGUGUGGACAAGCUUUUCAGUUCAGAGAAAAGUGGGAAGGUGGACAGCGACAGGCCAGAGGAUGCCAGACUCAUUGAACUGGACAAAUCACACCGCAGUGAGCACACGGUCUACAUCACCCCGCCUGAGUUACCACCACUGCCUGAGGGAGAGGAGCCCACUAUGCAGUAUAGUUACGUUGGAUUUCCGGUGUUAAACCCUGAGCUCUGUGAGCCCCAAGAGGGAUCUACGGUCAACACGACCGCCAAAACCACAAAGCACGGCAGCCCCACAAACAUCACUGCAAUCUUUAGACGCUCCAAACAGGAGAUCAAAUCAGCGCAGAAGAUGGCGAAGACCUAUUCAUCCAUCCCUCAGAUGUGGUCCAAAUGCCUGCUAAGACACUGCCACGGCCUGUGGUUCAUCUGUCUGCCGGCUUACGUCAGUGCCUGUCACUCAAAGGUGCGGGCGCUGCACACAGCCUAUGAAGUAUUGAGGCAGACGCAGGACAAGAAUCUGCAGCCCCCUGACGAGGUGUGUUACCGGGUUCUGAUGCAACUCUGUGGCCAGUAUGGACAGCCGGUUCUGGCUGUACGGGUUCUCUUUGAGAUGAAGAAAGCUGGGGUACAACCCAAUGCCAUAACCUAUGGAUACUAUAACAGGGCUGUGUUGGAGAGUACAUGGCCCUCCACAACCAGAGGGGGCUAUUUCCUCUGGGGGAAGCUGAGGAAUGUGUUGUUGGGUGUGGUCCAGUUCAAGAAGGUUUGGAGGAGACAGCCGAACCACUCCAAAGAAGCCCAUCUAUCUGAUGCCAGUGAUCUUGACAGUGUCAGCCACGGCAGCUUGGACAGUUCCAAUGACUUGGCAGAUCGCAGAUCCAUUGACACGGACUUUGCUAAAAUGGACUCUGGCGAUGAUAGAUUGAGUACAGGUGGUCAGUCUGACCAGGGUUACGAUUCUCUGUCCAAAGAGGAAGUGAGGAUGGGAGGAGGUGAAGAACAGGAAUGCUCUCCUGACACAUCUGAGAAAAAACAAGGAGACUCCAGUCCUUUGUCUAGAUCUUCAGAGAAAGCUGAGGACUCAUCUCCUGCGCUUGGAGCACUGCCACAUUCAACCACAACAGACAGCACUAAUGUCCUCUCAGGAACUCUGCCCAAGAGCAAGAGACCAAACACCUUGGACAUUUUUGGUUCCAAGCCUGCCAGGCCCAACACAUUAAAUCUUCAAUCUCUCAACCAGUCAAGUCUCAGCCAGACAUGGGAAGGAAGGCCAGGCAUGAUGCCAGGCAAUGACAGCUCUGCCGUCUGUAAGAAACAGGAAUCAGUUACGGAGGAAGAGGAAGCAGGAGACCACCUGAAGCCCCUGAAGCCCGCCGUGGAGAGAAGUAUCAGUUGCACCGUUGCCAUGGAGACGAGCGUUGGUGGGCAUGUUGCCAUGGAGAGGAGCAUGAGCUGCAGCGGAGCUCUAAGCAGGUUGGUGAAGAGAACGGGGAUAGAGGCAGGGUUUGACCCCCUGUCACUCAUGGCCGCUGAGACUCCGAUGCAGAAUGAGGGCAAGAGCACAGCCGAAACCCCUGGCGCCAGCCGCCACCUGGCCGAAGAGAUCCAGCUGUACAUGGACGUUCUAAGCAGCCCGGUCUGCAACCGCUCACUCAGUAUGGACCUGAAAGGCCUCCACACUCCGUCCCCCCACAGUUCCCCACGCCAUUCUGCUAUGUGCAGCCACCGUACCAACCAGAACCCCAUUCGGACUCCGGCCCAGACCCCCACCUUACCCCAUACCCAACCUCAGACCCCCACCCAACCCCUGCCUCGCAGUCGCCUCUUCUCCUCCCCGUCAAUCCCCCAAGGUCGGCCGCGCCGGAACAAGGAGCGACCCGCGUCCCUGGCUUCCCCCUCCUCUCCUACCCCAUACAACUCAUCUUUCUCCAUGGACUCACUCCUAACUCCCACACUGGACGUGUUUAAGAGCAGCUUCCUCUCCGCGGGGAAGGGGGUGGCGGAAAAAGCCAGCCGACUCUACUCAAGACUGUCCUCCCAAACCUCCACAGCACAGGAGGUGAAUGCUGACCAGAUUAGUGUCUCGUCUCUGGGAUCUGGGGACCCUGACUGUUCCUCUCUCUUUGACGGAGAUUCCUGCCCAGAUCCGGAGGGGCUCUGCUCGCCCCAGAGGGAUGUGGCGCAGCCAAUCACAAAGCCCAGGAGGAGCCCCAGGAAGGCAGGCCGCUGUUUGGAGAGCCCAUGUGCUCCACCACGGCUGUACAGCCAAUCCGUCCUUACUGGCUCUUCGUUGGUACUUUCAAAACCAGUGCAGACCCCAGACACGUCUGAAGCUAACCUCACACUACAAAGCUAUGCCAUUGAGGUGCGGAUGUCCAGCUGUUCGCGCUGUAACACCUGUGAGUGUCUGGUGUAUGAUGAAGAGAUCAUGGCCGGAUGGACAGCCGAUGACUCCAACCUCAACAGUACCUGUCCCUUCUGUGGCUCUCCUUUCCUGCCCUUCCUUAACGUGGACAUCAGAGACCCCAGCGGCCCGCGGAGGUAAAGAACCAGUCAAGAGAACCAGGAGGACUCACUCAAGACCAGUGAUCCUAACCCCACAGACAGCUCGAAUAGCCAAGCCAGCAGAAGUAGGGAGCCAGUGACUGUGCCCUAUCUGAGCCCACUGGUGCUGUGGAAGGAGCUGGAGAGCCUGCUGGAGAACGAGGGUGAACAGGCUGUGUCCUCAGCUGCUAUUGUGGAUCAUCAUCCUAUUGUGUACUGGAACCUGGUGUGGUUCUUCCGCAGGCUGGACCUGCCCAGCAGCCUUCCUGGACUCAUCCUCUCCUCCCAGCACUGUAGUUCUGUUGAACAGCUUGCACAGAGCGGUGCCUCCGAGGACAGCAAGAACGUUCUGGUCCAGACCCUGUGGGACAAUCCAAAACUGCACCAGGACCCCAUCCCAUCCUGCUACACACUCUGGAACACGUACUGUGUGAGUCCAGCUGUGUCUGUUCCGCUGUGGAAGGAGGAGCAGGCCAUCAGUGUGGAGCUGCUGAGGAGUUUGGUGAAGAGUAUUCAGAAAAAUGAUGUGUACCAGCCUAUGAGUGAAAUACUACAGCUGCUGGGGAACAAGCUGGGUAUCAGCAGGCAGAGGAGCCUAUAUAGAGAUAUCCUGUUCUUGUCUCUAGUGGCUUUAGGCAAAAACAACAUUAACAUCGAUGCCUUUGACCGGGAAUACAAGAUGGCUUACGACCGACUGACCCCUUGCCAAGUCAAACUGACGCACAACUGUGACCGGCCGCCCAGCGCUGGGGUCAUGGAAUGCAGGAGGACUUUUGGGCUGCCCAGUCUGUGA